UUCAUCUCCCCAAAGAACUCUCAUGCUUACGUCAACGCCUCCUUCUGUGCCAAGGUGGGGGAGGGCUCAGUGAUAAAGGCCACGCCCACCAUCAUCUACAGCGGACUCACCAACAAACCAGUUUUAAUGACGGCUCUCUGUGAUUACUUGGUGGAUAAAGAUUUCUCUGAUCCGGCCACCCUUAAAGAUGCUGUGGACAUCCUGAGCAGUUUAGUCUUGCAGGACACACCUCUUUCUGCCUCGUCUGAGUACAGAAUGAGCCUGGCAACAACACUGUUCUACAAGUUCAUCGUUUGUAUCCUCCCAAAGCCGCUCCCCCCUUCCCUCCAGUCAGUGGUUGUCCCACCCACCAGAGCUGUGUCAAGAGGCAAACAGCUGUUUUCUAGUAUACCCUCCGAAUAUCCGAUAACACAACCGCUGACAAAACUGACCGCUAAGUUACAGGCGUCAGGUGAGGCCCAGUAUAUCAGUGACUGUCCUGUCCUACCCAAAGAACUAGCCGCUGCUUUCGUCCUAACCACUAUGGGCAAUGCUGAGAUAAUAUCAAUUGACUGCUCCACUGCUAAGAAACUGCCUGGCUUUGUCAAGAUGCUCACAUCAAAAGAUAUUCCCGGUGAUAACAACUUCAUGUCUGAUCGAGAUGCUGAGAUCCCUGAAGAAGUGUUUGCGGAGAAAAUAUCGCAAUAUGCUGGUCAACCUGUUGCUCUGGUACUUGCUGACACACAGGAGCAUGCUGAUAGGAUUGCUUGUGCUGUGGAGGUCACUCACAAGACUCUGGGGCCACCCAUACUCACUCUGGAGGAAGCCAUUCAGAGACAGUCUUUCUUCUCCAGUCCUCGCAGAACCGAGCGGAAAGUGGGAGACACUGAAGCUGCCAUGUCUGGUGCUGAUCACGUGAUCACGGGCAAAGUGGAACUCGGCUCUCAAUACCAUUACCACAUGGAGACACACACAGCCGUCGUUAUUCCGGAUGAGGGUGGGUUUAAAGUCCAAUCUGCCACUCAAUGGGUCGACAGAGUACAAGCCGCUGUUGCUAUGGUGAUGAACAUCCCAGCAAGCUCUGUAGAUGUAUCAGUGAAGAGGAUAGGAGGUGCUUACGGUGCCAAGACCACCCGUCCCAAUCUGGUAGCUGCAGCUUGUGCACUCGGUGCUUCAGUUACUGGGAGGCCAGUGCGUAUGUACAUGGAUCUUGAGACGAACAUGAAGGCCAUCGGGAAGAGAUUCCCGUACAUGGUUAGGUACAAACUAGGCAGCACUAAAGAAGGAGUCAUCACGGCUAUAGAUGUUGAGAUAUUUGCUGACUGCGGUGUUGCCCCUAAUGAGAAUGCUAUAUCUGUAGUGAGAGACUUCAUUGACAAUGCGUACUACGUUCCCAAUUGGAAGAUUGCUACACAGCCAUGCAAAACAAACACACCCGCCAACGUCUUCUGCAGGUCACCAGGUACUCUACCGAGUAUCUUUAUGAUGGAGACCAUGAUAGACCACCUCGCCACCUCAUUGGGCAUGGACGUCGAGGUUGUCAAGGUAGCCAAUCUAUACAAGAAUGGUCACAUGACUCUUGUCGGGAAGGAGCUGACUAACUGUAACAUGUCGAGAAUCUGGGAACAGCUGUACCAAUCUGCUGAAGUUGACAGAAGAAAGAAAGAGAUUUCUGAAUACAACAAGACGAGUCGGUGGUACAAGCGUGGACUGAACAUGAUGCCACUGAAGUACACUAUCAACUGGGCGGAGGCCACACCCUAUUACGUGACAGUCAACAUUUACGCUGAGGAUGGCACAGUGGCCAUAGCUCACGGUGGUGUGGAGAUGGGCCAGGGGAUAAACACCAAGGUAGCCCAGGUGGCAUCAAAGGUGUUGGGUGUUCCCUUGGAGAAGAUACGCAUCAAGCCUACGGACUCCAUGCUCAAUCCCAAUGGCAUAUGGAGUGGAGCCAGCACCACCAGUGAACUGAACUGUCUGGGGACCAUAAAUGCUUGCAAAGAGCUGAAUAGUCGCAUUGACAGUAUCAGAGAGCAGAUUCCCGGACUGGAAUGGGAGGACCUUAUACAGAUGGCCAGCAGUGCUGGGGUCAACCUAUCAGCAAGGGCAUUUGUGUCUGAAUCUUGUGACGGCAAGUUCAAUUACGUUUGCUGGGGUAGUACAGUAACGGAGGUGGGCGUGGACGUGCUGACGGGGGAGACGAGGGUGGAGAGGGUGGACAUCCUCUAUGACUGUGGGGACAGCCUGAACCCAGAGAUAGACAUUGGUCAAGUGGAGGGUGCGUUUGUGAUGGGUCUGGGCUACUGGCUCUCUGAGAAGAUUGUCUACAAUAAGGAGACAGGACAACUGCUAACUCACAACACUUGGGAGUACAAGCCCCCCUCUCACAAAGACAUCCCCAUUGAUUUUAGAGUUGAACUGCUCAAGGAUGCAACUAAUCCAUUCGGAGUGCUCGGAUCCAAAGCUGCUGGCGAGCCUCCUCAGUGUAUGAGCUGCUCCGCACUGUUUGCAGUCAAGAGAGCUAUUGAGAGUGCUCGAGCAGACGCUGGAAUCAGCACACAUUUCACACUAGAUGGACCUGCCACAGUGGAGAAUAUUCAACAAGCUUGUUUAACAUCAACAGAACAGUUGAGUAUAAUAAACUGACUGAUAUAGAGAAUGGUAUAUGCUAUAAUUAUAUUGCAGUUAAUGUAGCCUAAAUUUUAUAUAAUUAUUUUGUAAUUAAUGGUUGACUUGAAAUGUGUAUAAUAAUUAUUUAUAGCUAUAUACUGCUACAAUAAUUAUUAUAUCUAGCAAAUAGUAAUCCUUGAGAUAAAUCACUGAGAUCUCCAUGCAUGUUAUCCCACACUUGUCUUUAGCAUAAAGAAAUGUACCGGUAUGUGCUUUAUUUUGAGAUAAGGAUUAUCUAUAAGCUCUCUAAACAAAAUCUUGAGUUCUGACAUGAACAACAAUUUAGACUCAUAAUAACAGUUUUUGAUUGCGUAACCAUAAUCUUGUGUUGAAUGUCAUAUCCCAUUUCACUUACAGUUUAUUUUACGGUUUAUUUUACAGUUUAUUUUACAAGAUCUUCAUUUCCGUUUGUUUGUGUGAAAGACAAGUCAUCAGUUUUAUUUGCAAAAUUAUUGUUUGUUAUCACAGUUUAUUAUGCAAAAUCUUCAUUUCCGUUGGUUCGUGUGAAAGAAAAGUCAUCUCAUUUCA
Halichondria panicea is the source of this 3177-nucleotide messenger RNA. Its product is annotated as xanthine dehydrogenase/oxidase-like. The transcript has 22 exons. Gene Ontology annotation, molecular function: oxidoreductase activity; iron ion binding. Bases 127 to 2625 code for a protein of 832 amino acids. NCBI's taxonomy places the organism in Eukaryota, Metazoa, Porifera, Demospongiae, Suberitida, Halichondriidae. The record is from RefSeq and is a predicted model, not a curated record.